AUGUAUGCCGUGCGCCUGGCAGUUUUGGCAUGGAUUUGUGCCCUUCACGGCACGUACGCUGCAAGAACAGCAGCGGAACAUGUUACACGUGCACAAAAAGACAGCUUCGAGCUUGAGCUUGAGAGGAAUUUCUCAAGUCCAGGCGCAAGUGCGAAUGCGACGGGUCCAGAACAAGAAGGGAAGAAGAGCAAGACUGAAGAUGAGACGGCAAAGCUCGAUGCAUCAGACGCCGACCCUGUCGAGACAGCAGGCACCGUGUUGGUAUUGAAUGCCUCCGACAUGUCGAGGAUGAAGCUCGAACAAGGCCCGGGCGGCGGCACCGUCAUCUCAACUGUAAUCUCAACUGCCAACAACUCAGCUGGCCUCGGGAAGUUUCAUUCUGGCCAACUUGUCAGAUUAGGCGGACAUUAUGUGCGCUAUUCGCAUCCUUCGGUGGUUCGGUCGGUCUGGGCCAGAGCACUCAAUGAAACAGGUGGCCAUGGUAUCACCGCUAUGCUCAUGGAGGGGGAGGUUGACUCAGUUGAAGAUCUGAUGAUUCUUGUGGGAGUGAUCCCCGCACUUGCGUCUCUCUACGUGGCAGUGAUCGCGCUGCCCUGGUUCAUUGGCGAGGUUAUUGUCUUUGGCAGAAUACUGUCAGAUGCCAAGCCGCCGACGUGGCCUGAGACCAAUAAGCCUUGGGAGCAGGAGAACAUUAUGACCAAAUUCGAGCAAGUCGAGCAGAAACUGGGAAUCACGACACAGCCGCCAUACAAGCUGCAACCCUUUCAUAGUCAAUGGCAACCCCCCAAGCAUUUACAUUUUCUGAACAUGAUUGGCAAUCAGUACCUGUGGGGGGUGGUCAUUCUUUUUCAAGCUGCCUACCUUGGCAAAGUGUUCGUUUUCAACAUACAGUUCCUGUUGGUCGAUCCGACAUCAGUAUCAGUGAGCUUUGCAGUCGCUUUCCUGGGGCUUGUUGAGGCCAUCUCCGUUUCUUGUGGCGUGAAAUGGGCACAGACAAACGACCUAGCAAGUGCCGGCAAGGAGUUUCAUUGCCCCGUGCCCAAGGAUGUCGAACUGAAACAACGGUUGGAACAGCAGAUGCUCAGUUGCAUGGUGCCAUGUUUCGUGAGCAUGUGUCUUCUUUUUCCGAUUGGAUUCUUCAAAGCGCACGCGCUCUUCUUGAUCGUCGUCGGCUCCACACCCGGCUUCAUGCCACUAGUGUCUAACAUGGUUUGGGAUCUGAACAGAGCCCUCGUGAAGAUGGCUAUGUUGGGGUUGAUGCUGCAUGUGUGCCUCCUUGCUCGGAUUGCCAAGACGCAUGUGGAGGCGCUGAAGCAAGAAGUGGUUACUGUCUACGUCAAGCAGAAGGAGGCCACGGCCGACACUACGAGCAGUCAUGGCCAGUUCAACAAGGAGCGCAUGGAGCUGGUGCAUGCCUAUGUCGUAAAAGUGGCCGUCUUGAUCUUGCCACGCUUGCCCUCGGUGGGAAUGGCAGCAGUGGUGUCUGUGGCCUGCAGCCUUGUGAGGACGCUGUUGGUGAUUCUGACGUUCCUUACUUCUGAGCGCUCCGUGUCAGAGCUGUGGUACGUAAUUGCCCGAAUGAUAAUCGAGUUCUCUGGAGCUAUGUGCUUACUUCCACUGACAGAGGUAUCAAAUGCUUGCGAUGACCUACAGCCGGAGCUGAACAAGCUGAGGGCUGUGAGCAAGCCAGAUGACGACAAGCACAUUCGCAGGACUGAGGCGUACAUCAAGAAGGCCAACGAAGGACAGGGACUUGGCUUUGUGCUGUAUGGCGUUGGCAUGGUGGUAAACCGCCGCAUCCUGGUUUCAGUGGGCGUCAAAAUCGUGACGUUCUCUUCGAUAGGCCUGACCCUUGCCAAGAGGUACAUCGAAGACCAAAAGCACUACAUGGCUGAGUACAAGACCUCCUGA
This is a messenger RNA of Symbiodinium natans, 1911 nucleotides long. NCBI's taxonomy places the organism in Eukaryota, Dinophyceae, Suessiales, Symbiodiniaceae. The record is from the annotation of a GenBank genome assembly.